Messenger RNA from Ornithodoros turicata, 3631 nucleotides. RefSeq lists its product as uncharacterized. The record is from RefSeq and is a predicted model, not a curated record. Bases 199 to 774 code for a protein of 191 amino acids. NCBI's taxonomy places the organism in Eukaryota, Metazoa, Arthropoda, Arachnida, Ixodida, Argasidae. The transcript is spliced from 6 exons.
UUUUUAUUUUUUGCGUACACGAACACACCUUAUCCAAAAUGGAUGCCGUUCAAGUGGGGUCUUGCAGUAUUACGAGUGGUGUAGUGGACGCAAUUUGCAUCUCGCUAGAGCUCUGCAGCAUGUAGUCGUCAGUCGGGAUCUUGGCUACGGUUUCUCCCGUUUUUCGACGGAGGGCGAGCCGAGUGGCCUCAGUGUGCUAUGUUGGCUUGGAGGACGCGCUAUUGCUGUUUUGGCUGUACGGUUAAAGAAGGCACCCUCGUCAUAGCCAUCGCUAUUAUAGUACUACGCAUUCUGAACCUUAUUUUUAUCUCGCUGGGAUAUUCUCAGCUGGAUGAAAUUGAAGAAGCAGCUUCCACGAAACUACCAUGGUUGCCUGCCAUUUUCGUGACGGGCAUAGUGGACUGCACCGUGGAAAUAGUGGCGUGCAUUCUACUCAUCAAAGCAGCCAAUGAUGACAACCGGUACCUGCUUAUCCCAUGGCUGGUGUACAAUAGCCUGUGCAUCAUUUCACAUGUUGUGGGAGCCAUCCACUUUUUCUUCGUUUCCGUCUAUGUAGGCUUGGCUGGAGUGAUCGGAGGUGUGCUUGUUGUCAUCUUGAGUGUGCGGAUUUAUAUCUUCGUAAUCGUGGCAGUCUACUACAAGCUUAUUCUGCAGAGCCUACCGUACGUACUGCAGAGUGAUGAAGAGGCAGAGUUACUCAGCCACGGCCCUUCACUAGAAGCCAACGGCACAUCGCCUGGAGGGGCGCUUGCGGACUUCACGGCUGCCAUCUGAAUCCCUCUCUCUACGGACUUACGGUUGUGAUGCCUCCGCCCCUUCUGGACUCAAUCAAAGACGCCUCUGUGGAUGAGCGCCAGCCUGUGCCCUUCGAGGGUGCAGUAAGCAAGGUUGUGCUCAGGGGAGGUUCACCUCGUACGGAGCCUUUUGCUCGGGUGUGUCUGAAAGAGAUGUCCUGUGCCUCGUCAUAUCCUCAAAUGUUACUUGUUACUCCGGAACUCGUUUCAGUUGCACAGAAUGCUCCAGAAAGUUAUGGCGGAACAUUGUUUGCCUUUGCGUAGCCAGGGUGGCAGACUGUUUAUGACACUGCUUUGGAUGCGACCCUUGAGGAAUGUAGCCCAGUUGACCCGGAGGGGGAAAAAAAUUGUACGAAAAAUCUUUCUUUUCUUUUUUUUUUUGUGGAACAGCAGGUUUACCUACUGUAAAUUUAUGACAAAUUAUCAUAAUGCCUCACCAAACAAUAGCGCCACCUACGAAUGUACUGUGGUUUAAUUGCUGUCGUAGAUCAAGACAUCUCGUUACGAUUCGUGUCUGUCUGGUUCCCGUCAAAAUAAUGCACUGAGAAAUGCAUAAAGUCUCUUCCAUUUGACUGCACUGGCUGCACUAGUUCUAGAAAGUUUUGUGACAGUACUGUAGGCAUGCUAAUGCUCUGUGGUUACUUCCAAGACAAAUGAGCAAGUACAGAGGUCUUGCACUUUACAUUGUUAACACUGUUCUACUUCUUGUACUCACGUUGUCGGUUUUCAUUUUUAAGUGCUCAUCUUUCCUUUAGUAUCCUAUACUGCUGCAAAAAUUUUGCACAUGGCCAUGACGUUGGCUGCGGAAGCAGACCUGCACUAUCGCCUAUUUGACAUAAUUGCACUCUUGCUAUCCAGCAAGUGCAGGUAGGCCAUGAACUCGUCCACAACUAGGAGCUAAACGAAUAGGAAAGUGCACAGGGUGUAUGCAUGCGGCACUGGAAAAAAUAAAUGCAAAAGUGCUGCACUGCUUGAACUGGUGCAACGAGUGCGGCUAAAUCAGAGACCUAUGAUGUCUGGCCACCCGUGGUCCUCUUUUCCCUUGUAUGUUGUCUUCACGUUGAAAGCAUAGAUGCCGAUGAUGGAGGCACACGAGGAGAUGAACCUGUCGAGGAUGACUUGACCUUCUAGAUGUACUAGAAGGGGUGGUUCUUGUACAUAAAUCCUAGAUUAUAGUCACUUUUAACUGCUCAGAAUGACCGACUGGUUUACAAAAUACGAACUUCCUUUGAUUUCAGUUCUACCGUUUUUGGCUCGAGUAACUAGCCAUCUUUUUAAAGAAAAAAAAGCCUCGUUCAUCCUGACAAGGUCGUCCUCGUAGGAUAUACAGGAUGAUUCAUGCAAGUGCUACAUAUUUUGAGAGAUGAAACGAUGUUCCUCAUAGAGGCAUCGUAUAGAAUUUUGCAGUCUAUAAUUGUGUUAGCUGUAAUUGUCCUAGAUUCUUUUUGGGAUGUCUGUCAUCCGAUUGAAAGCAUUAUAACUCACAAAGCUGCAAGUAUAGCUAAAUAAAUAGCGACUUUCUUUUGCAAUGAACUAGUGCAGAGGUUCUCAAACUGGGUUCCGCGAUGUCUCCUGAGAGGUACCACAGCCUUCCUGAUGUCAUCGGUAACCUCUUCAAUAACCAACACGGUGUUGAAAAAAACAAAAGAACAGCUAUUCUACGAGGCAUAUCGUAACACGAUGCGUCAUCCUACACGCAUUUUAACACUUAUACUGUAAAGAGUAUUCUAAGUAUGGACUUGUGCUACAUGAAAAGAACUCGCAAUGUACUGUUUGCCGUGAGGUCUUGGUGAAUGAUUUUAUGAAUGUGUGCAGAGCCAUCCGCUUUGUUCAUUGUUUUAUCAAGUAAUUAUUAGCAUGUCACCAUUUGGAGGGUUCCUCACUAUGCCAAAAAAUGUAUAGGAGUUCCUUGACCUCGCAAAGUUUGAGAACCUAUGAACUAGUGGAUAAUAUAGGUUUUUGGUGUGCCUUAUGCGAUAUGUAGCAAAUUUCACUCACUUUUGACUAUGGUGCACAUCAUCGUUUCUUCGGCUACCUGAUACAUCUUUGUCAGCGCAGUCUAGACACAAUGGUACCAGCCACAUAGGGGUGUGGAAUCAGAAUUGUGCAUGGCUGUAUGGCAGAGGCUUUUAUGAAUAUCGCUGAGAAAUAAUAGCGAAAAGACUAAAUAAUGUAGCAGGGUGUGUGACAUUUUUCUAAGCGAUCAAACUGUGCUACACCUGUGUGAAUCAUCCUGUAUUAUAUCUGUGUAGCAUGCAAGUGGAGUGCACGCUCAAGAUAAACGCGACUUGAACAAAGGACCACAUACCUGCUAUUGCAUUUCAAACCCCAGAGCGGGAACUUUCAAUACAGUUGUCUAGAACUUUUGCAAUGAGUCAGCUAGCUGUAGCUAAUAACCCAAGUUUGUGCAUGUAUGGGGAGAAAGAGGCCCCUUUUUUUAUAACCUCUUCCAGUUUUGUCGCUUGACGACUAUAGCUUAUGCAGAUGUUCACAGUUACUGUACAUAAUGUCUCUACUACACUGUAGUUGAGAUAUCUUCUCUCCCACUUUCCCCAAGCAGGUAUUCUGACAGCGUUUCUCAUCGGCAACACUGUCCAAGAUGACUCGAUGAAAUUUUAUUGAUGGCAUAUCGCCCAACACUUCUGCCGUUUCCAAGUUUAAACGCUUACAGCCUAGCAAAGGAAGGUAUAUGUAAAGUAGGAGUUUGAGCUGAAGCGUGAAAGAAGGCACUAUAUUCAUGCAGAAAUUGCCUACAGGAACUCAAAAAUCAGUGUCUCCAUUUAUUUUCGUCAGCACUGUGAUCGGACACUAUUUGAAAUAAACAGUCUAUUCGUCAA